GAACGUUAAUUGUUCGAUACGUAAGCUUUGUCUAAGUUAAACUUUGGAUGGAGGAUUAUCAUUGUGUGCAACAAGCUUUGUUGGCGACAAUUUUCUUCUCGAAGAACUUCUAUUACGAUCGGCAGUCUAGCUGAUGUGCAAUUGAAUUGUACGCCUAUGUGAUUCUGCUUAGUUUUGCAAGUUCCAGGAUGAUGGGCAACCUUCAAAUAAUAGUUGUAUACACAACACUGGCGUUGUUGAUCCUUACUACGGUGCGUGUGGAGAGCCGCUUGAGAUGCUACAACUGCACCUACGUCGAGUACAAAAACAAGGAAAAAUGGGGCGGGCUAGAGGAAUGCCAGGGCGAGGAGUUUGACGAGGACAAAAUCCCAGUUAUCAGGUGUGAUGGGAAAUGCGUGACCCGGUCUGUUUGGGGAGACGUGGUAGUGACUCAACGUACCUGCCAUCGAAGUGACGAGGGACGGUGUAGCAGAAUUGAUCGGUAUAACAUCGGACAAGAUGGCUACCUAUCCCAAGUCUGUUGCGGUUCUUCACGAUGCAAUCACAGUGGAAACGAUGACGCUAGUCAUCUCAAGUGCAGUCUCACCUCCCUCAUUGCUACAGAAACGAUGACUCUUCUAUGGUUUGUGAUACCUAUCAGGACAUGUUUCCGGUGAUUCCGGUGAACAUCAAAGCCGGUUCUAUGUCUGACGAAGAACUUGAAGAAAAGAGACAUCGGCAUUUAAACAUUGAAUCGAUAUUAUAAAUUUUCCGUCUAAUUUCACACCUUGUUCAUUCGGUCAUGGAAAACCUUUUUUUUCAAAUUCACGUAAAUGGGCAAUCGUUUUCACACCCGGUUCCAUUUAAUGAAAGUUCAAAACAUUCCGGGUAUCUUCGUUCACUCGUAAACAAAAUGUAGGCAGAACAUCGCGCAACGUGUGCCGGUGUCACAUGAAAUUCCGACUCCUAUGAAAAUCGGACCCCUAUUUCCCUAUUAUUGGUUGAUCCCUCGCACGUGACAGGUCACUCUCCCGAAACGAUCCCCCAAAAAGCAUUGUAUUGUACUCAUGCGUGCGCAGUACUACCAAUGAGUCCACAUUUCAUGGAGUCGGAUAUUCAAGCUACAUUUGUCUUGAAUUUCGUGAGCUUAGGAUUUCAAUCCCACUCGGGAAUUCAAUCGUGUGUGCAUACGUUUACAAAAGUAACACAUGUUAAAUGAAAUUGGGCAGUUGCAUUAGCAAGAUAAUGUGCUUACCGUGUUAAAACAGAAUACAAAGGUUUCAUGAAGCGAUGAACGAGUUGAAAGAAAUACGAAUACUUGGGAAGGAAUUAUGAAAAUAUUUCUUGCACGAUGCAGGGUUCGACCUUAACGUUUUUUAUCACUAACCAGCCAGGCUGCGUGUAUUUUUUUUUUUUUUUUUUUUGCAGCAUACAUCGUAUUUCAACCAAUUAUAUCACGCACCCUAACGUGAAUAUUUACCCCUCUGUGUGGAUGGAAAACCCUUAGGUUCUCGUAUGUUCCCUUCAAUUAAACCUAUCCUAACCAACAAAAAUAUUUGCUGAAAAUGGGCAUGGGCUCAAACCACAGAUCUUGCGAUUCAUAGUUCACUCGGCUAUCCACUCGGCCAAUGUAACUGCUCAACGAAAGCCAUUCUUUGAAGUGCUCUAAUAUACAUGUAUAACUGAGUAAUAGUAAAGGUGUGACGUCAUUGUUAUUUUCUUAUGAAUAAACAUCGAAACAGCUGAAUAACCAUGAUCCAUUGACGAUGUAUGCUGCAAAUAAAAACACCGCAACCAGGCUACUGAAACUGACUCUCACCUAACACACGGGCAUUUUCACUAGCCCGCAUGUUUUUUCUUUCAUAGAGUGUCUCAUAAACAACAAUGUGCAUUUAUAA
Patiria miniata (bat star) is the source of this 1877-nucleotide messenger RNA. RefSeq lists its product as uncharacterized. Bases 189 to 656 code for a protein of 155 amino acids. The transcript has 4 exons. The record is from RefSeq and is a predicted model, not a curated record. Lineage: Eukaryota; Metazoa; Echinodermata; Asteroidea; Valvatida; Asterinidae.